Messenger RNA from Vollenhovia emeryi, 8780 nucleotides. It is a transcript of the gene crb, whose product is annotated as protein crumbs. Gene Ontology annotation, cellular component: protein-containing complex; plasma membrane. Gene Ontology annotation, molecular function: calcium ion binding. The transcript has 19 exons. NCBI's taxonomy places the organism in Eukaryota, Metazoa, Arthropoda, Insecta, Hymenoptera, Formicidae. Gene Ontology annotation, biological process: establishment or maintenance of epithelial cell apical/basal polarity; heterophilic cell-cell adhesion. Bases 360 to 6896 code for a protein of 2178 amino acids. The record is from RefSeq and is a predicted model, not a curated record.
GCAGGCGAACGAAUAGGCAGGUAACCGUGGUCACCAGGUAACUCACACAACGAUGCUCGGGUACCGAGAAGGAGAGAGGGGCCGACGCAGGUCGACUGUUGAGCGAGGUGGCGGCGUUCUCCGCCACCGUCACGGCAUCGGCUCGCACUGCUCGCAGUCUCGUUCGGCGGGCGUUCGUCGUCGGUCGAAGCUGGUGCGCGCGCGGGUGUGGAGGUAAAAGAGUGGAGAACGCACCUCUCGGAAAUUUAUUUUUUCACGGCGUGCAAAAAGUGCGAGCGGGAAAAUUACGGGCCAGGGGGGAAGGAGCAGGAUGUUGAGCGCGUGAAAGGGUGAAAGCGACGAGAAGAAGGAGCCGGAAAAUGCGGGCGCGACACGUCGUGGCAGUCCUGGCCACUCUGUUGGCCAUCACCCAGGAAGUUCCCCAGAAUCCCAGACAUCAAAACUAUGAGGAGUAUCCUCGCGAGGUCUACUUCAACGGCUCGGCGUUCUUGAAAUUGGGCUCCUUCGUAUCGGUGCACCGUCAUAGUGGCCUCAGCUUCCGCACGUGCGACCCCGGUCGACUAUUCCUACAGAAGUACGAUGACAAUUCAAUUAGUCUCGAGGUGACACCCGAGGGACUGCUCUUCGUGGCUGUGGUCGAUCAGCUGAGAUAUCGAGCCAGACUAAACGCUAAAUUGCUCAACAACGCCUGGCAUAGCGUCAACCUGCUCUUUAGGCUCGGCAAUCUCACCCUCAAUGCUGCAGGACACACUCAGAUGGUCGCGAAUGCGACUUACAAUUCCGCCAUCCUAACGCUUCCCGAUUACGACGUGAACAGUUCGCUCAUAGUCGGCGAAGGAUUCAGAGGUUGCAUUUUGCAAGGACCCGGGAUCAUCUUCAACAACAGUGUCAAUAACGGGGCCGUUUUUGGACCCUGCCCGUUGGAUACCAAAGGAUGUGGAACGAGGGGCCUCGGGGGUGGCACAGGGGCAUCCGCUGCUACGGUCCCCACUGUGGAUUUCUGCCACCACGAGCCAUGUAUGAUGCACGGUAAAUGCGUGUCGCGGCAGGAUCGCUACGAGUGCCACUGUUUCGCCCGAUACUCCGGCAACAACUGCCAGAUUGACAAUGGUUCACCCUGUCAGAGUGGACCUUGUCGUAACGGUGGUACCUGUAACGAAGACGCGCGCGGUGACUUCGGUUGCAGUUGCAAACCCGGAUUCACCGGCAACUUCUGCGAAUCUCAGCUAGGAGUACGAUUGUGCGAACAGAAUCCAUGUAGAAACAACGGCACUUGUAUCAUGGCACUAAUAGGUAGCGAGUACAAGUGCCUCUGUCAGGCUGGUUGGUCUGGAAAGAAUUGCGAAACUAAUAUCAACGAAUGCACUUCGAAUCCAUGCAAGAACGGUGGCAUCUGCAUCGACGGAAUCAACAAUUAUACCUGCAGAUGUGACAGAACUGGCUACGAGGGGAUUAACUGCGACGUAGACAUCGACGAGUGUCAGGCGAACCCGUGUCUGAACAACGGCGUGUGCUAUGAUUAUUACGGCGCCUAUAUCUGCCACUGCCCGGCUGGCUUCGAGGGUCAGAAUUGCGAGCUUAAUUUGAAUGAGUGCCUGUCCGAACCCUGCGCCAACGGCGGACAAUGUGUCGACGAUGUGGGCACUUACCACUGUGAGUGCCUUCCAGGAUUCAUGGGUCGCCACUGCGAGCUGAGGGGUCUGUGCGAAAACGCGGCCUGUCCUCCUAACAGCAUCUGCAUGGAGGAUGCCCAUGGACCUCAAUGUGUCUGCAAUCCCGGUUUCAUGGGUAAUCCACCUAAUUGCACUGUCAACUACUGCGCUAGCAACCCUUGCGCCAACGGUGGCACUUGCACCAGCGGCAGAGAUGGUUUCAACUGCACGUGCCCGCCUGAUUGGAAAGGGAAGAACUGCCAGAUCGACGUAGACGAUUGCCUAUCACAGCCAUGCCAGAAUGGUGGUAUUUGCAUCGACCGUGUCAAUGGAUACACCUGCAACUGCACCAGAAACUUCGUGGGUGAUAAUUGCGAACGAGAAUACGAUGCAUGCUUCGCAAAUCCUUGUCAGAACAAUGGUAGCUGUACGCUGAUGCCAAGAACGAGGAGGGAAUUCGUUUGCGAAUGUCCGCACGGUUUUGAGGGCAAGGUGUGCGACGUGAAUAUCGAUGAUUGCGUUAGCGUAGUGUGCCCUGAUGACAAGGUUUGCGUUGACGGUAUCGCUGAUUACGAAUGCAAAUGUCGCGAGGGCUAUAGAGACCCGAAUUGCACGCUGAUUGUGGAUCACUGUGCGGCAAAACCGUGCAACAACAAUAGCACGUGCAUUGACCUCGGCGAGCUUGGCUUCGAGUGCAAAUGUGUAGAAGGCUUUCAAGGACAAUAUUGCGAUCUCGAUGUGAAUGAGUGUGAAUUACUCGGUAAUUCUCCUUGCAACAAUGGGAUUUGCAUCAAUACCGAGGGUAGCUACAACUGCUUCUGCCGACCAGGCUUCUCUGGUGAUCAUUGUGACAUCAACAUCGACGAGUGCCUGUGCGGUCCAUGCAAGAAUAACGCUACGUGCCUCGAUGGCAUCAACAUGUUCCAAUGUAUAUGCCAGCCCGGUUACACCGGCAAAACCUGCGAGAUAGACGUGAACGAAUGCGACAGCAACCCGUGUCACAAUGGGGCGCAAUGCAUAAACGGUAUAGCAUUGUACACGUGCGUGUGCCCAGCAGGUUUCCUCGGUGCUAAUUGCGAGAUCAACAUCGACGAAUGCGAAUCGUCACCCUGCAUGAAUAAAGGAAAGUGCAUCGAUGGCGUAAACGACUACACCUGCGACUGCAACGAUACCGGUUUCGAGGGUCCACAUUGUGAAAAUAAUAUCGACGAAUGUUUGUCACGGCCGUGUAUAAAUGGCGGACUAUGUCUGGACGACAUCAAGAGUUACAAAUGUCAAUGUUAUACCGGCUACACUGGUAAGAACUGCGAAGUGGACGUGAACGAGUGCGAGAGCUCGCCCUGUCAGUACAAUGGCACUUGCCUCGAGCGAUCAAACAAAGAUCUUUAUAAAAGCGAGGCCCUGAACUUACCAGCGAUCUUUACUCAAGAGUUCAGUUACGCCAAUGCCAGCGGGUAUGAGUGCCUCUGCGUGCAAGGUGUCACCGGCAAGAAUUGUGAGGUGAACAUCAAUGAGUGUGACAGCAAUCCCUGCGGUCCAGGUACCUGUAUGGAUCGUAUCGGCGGCUACACCUGCGAGUGUGACGAGGGUUACGAAGGAGAUCACUGCCAGCACGAGAUCGACGAGUGCAAAAGAUACAAUCCCUGCGAGCAUGGAGUGUGUACCGAUGCGAAAGCCGACUAUUUUUGCACCUGCGAGCCGGAGUAUGGUGGCAAAAAUUGUUCGGUAAAGCUGAUGGGUUGUCAGGGCAACGCCUGCCAGAACGGUGGCACUUGCUGGCCCUACUUAGUCGAUGAGACCAUCCACAAGUUUAACUGCACCUGUCCCAACGGUUACCACGGCGAAGUCUGCGAUUAUGUGACAACCAUGUCUCUAAGCGGCAGCUCGUACGUCCUGGUAAACACCACGCGCGACGAGGGCUACGAUAUACAAUUUCGCUUUAGGACUACCCUGCCGAAUGGUCUCCUGGCGAUCGGUAGAGGUGUGACCAUUUAUAUUCUCCAGCUGGUAAACGGCAAACUCAAUAUACAUAGUAGCAUCCUGAAUAAAUGGGAUGGAGUCUUCGUCGGUAGUGGACUCAACGACUCCAACUGGCAGAAGGCCUUCGUAGCCAUCAACUCGAGUCAUCUCGUCCUUUCGGCCAACGAGGAACAGACUAUCUACCCCAUCAGCCCGAACGAAGGCUCCAACUCAUCGAAUCACACAUCUUUCCCCACGACUUUUGUGGGCGGGAGUCACAUCAGCUCCCUGAGCUUCCUGAGAAGAUUGUCUCGCUUACCCUCGUUCACCUUUUUCGUCGGCUGUAUGGAAGACGUCGUCAUCAAUGGCGAAUGGGUCUACUCCGGCACCACGUCGAAAACCGUAUACAUGGAGGAUGUGGAGCCGGGCUGUCCUCGCGAGGCUCAAUGCUCACCGAAUCCUUGUAAGAACGGCGGCCACUGUACCGAUCGUUGGCGUGACUUCUACUGCAAGUGCGAGCGUCCUUACCUCGGUCACACCUGCCAGUACAACAUGACAGCCGCUACUUUCGGCUACGAGAAUAUCACGAAUGGUUACGUGACUGUAAGAGUCAGCGACGCUGUCAGGCGUACCGUCAGCUCGGUCGUUGACAUCUCCAUGUUCAUUCGCACACGGGAGAGUUACGGUGAUAUCUUCUACCUGGGCACGGAACUGGAUUCUCAAGUCGAUCAGAAGCCCCAAGAGAAGACCUACAUAGCGGCACAAUUGGAGGGCGGAGAGCUGCUCGUCAGGAUUCAAUUUAACGGCACAGAGGCCUAUACCGUCGGCGGCGUGAAGCUCAACGAUGGAAACAAUCAUCUGAUUCAAGUAGCGAGAAACGUUACCCUUGUUCAAGUGAAGAUCAAUGGCACAGAAUACUUCCGCAAGACCAUCAGUGCCACGGGAGAUCUGAACGUGACCGUCCUUUAUCUAGGAGGAUUACCUCAGGCGUCGCGAUACAUUCGCCAAGUCGAUAGCAGACAGAUGGAAGUACAGCAAACGCCGCAAAUUAACUUCAAGGGCAUUAUCCAAGACGUGCAGAUCUCAAAUGGCACGAGAACGAUGGUAGUGGAAUUCUUCCCGCUAAAGGCACAAGACAUUCCUGCACUUGUUCAGUUCGGCAAUGUCUCCUUCGACUCUGAAAAAGUCCUCGAAGGCGUGGUGUCGGAUGACGUGUGCGUGAGCAGCCCGUGCAAUCACAACGGCACGUGUCACGUAACGUGGAACGACUUCUGGUGCCAGUGUCCGCGUGGUUACACCGGCAAAACCUGCCAGGAGAUGGAAUUCUGUCAAUUGCAAGACUGUCCGGCGGGUUCACGCUGCCAGAAUCUCGACGAUGGCUACGAGUGCAUCGCCAAUGCGACCUUCGACGGCGUUUCCACUGCCUUCACGUACGUGUACGGCCACGCUACGGAUGCCGUCAGUGACCUACCACUCGACACCAUCGAGAUCACCUAUCGAUCUAACACGGGUGGCACGCUGCUUCAUAUGGCUCCCCAAAUGGGUGACCAACAUUUCACCGUGUCCGUCUUAAGAGACACCGUCACUGUAUCCUGGCGGCUCGAUCUAGAGAACCAGGGUGUCGUCUCCUUCGGUAAGAGCCAACCCGACGGAAACUGGACUUCGCUGCUCAUCAGGUUAAAUAACAAUUCCGUGGAAUGCGGUUACGUUAAUCCUACUGAGGAGCAGCCCCAUGUGAAUCCCAACUUCAGCUUCCAACUGUGGUACGAUCUGCUGGUGACAGGAACGGUCACCCUCGGUGGACUUUCUUCCAGUGCCUUAUCCGAUAGGCACGCUUAUCUCACUGUUGGAUCCAGACACGAGAAGAGAAACAACGGAAUCGAGGGCAAUAGCGUGGAUUACAAUGAGCACAGGCUAACAACCGCUAUGCCCCCCCAUAGUAUGAUAUCCGGAGAACCGUUUAAGGGCUGCCUUGGCGAAGUGCGUAUCGGCAGCAUGUUGCUACACUACUUCACGUACGAGGAGGUUUAUCAGAACGCGAAUUUCACUCCGUUGGAGUUCCUGGAGUUGCAGGGUAACGAUAACGCCACUCAUCGCGACAGUAUCGGCUGCCAACUAUGCUUCGACACGGACUGCAAGAACGACGGUUACUGCUUCGACAAAACCAACAGCUACGUGUGCGAAUGUCCCGCGGGUUACGCCGAGGACGACUGCUCUUUUAACAUUGACGAAUGCGUCGACAACAAAUGUCAGAACGGUGCGACUUGCGUCGACGGUAUCGCGAAUUACACCUGCGUGUGCAAGAACGGCUGGCAGGGAUGGCUGUGCGAUAGCGACAUCAACGAGUGCGUAACGCUGAAUCCGUGUCAACACGAUGGCGUAUGCGUGAACCUGCCAGGCUUGUUCAGGUGUGAAUGUCCCGACCAAUUCACCGGCGAACUGUGCGAAAGCUUCCGGCUGAUCACCUGCGAGAACGAGCCGUGCAAGAACGGUGCGACCUGCGUGGACGUGCCGAAUCCAAAGACGGGUGACAACUUCACCUGCAACUGCAUGCCCGGCUACGACGGCCCGAUCUGUGACACGCCCUAUUGCAUCCGCAGAAAGUGCCAAAACGGGGGUAGAUGCGAUUUCCUAUAUCAGACGCCGAAAUGCACCUGUCCUCUCGGUUACUCCGGCAUGUACUGCGAGACCAACAUUGAUGACUGCGCGCCGGAUUCUGAGGGCAAUGUGCCAUGCAAGAACGACGGCAAGUGCUCCGACGGAGUGAACAAGUUUAUAUGCGACUGUGAUGGCACCGGAUAUACCGGAAUCGAUUGUUCCCUCGACGUAGACGAGUGUCAGAAUCCGAAGACUGAUUGUGGACACGGCAAAUGUGAGAAUCUGCCUGGCAUCUAUCAGUGCAUCUGCGACUACGGUUAUUGCGGCUACAAUUGCGGCAUGGAAAAUCCCUGCCAGGAGGAUUUCUGUCACAAUGGUGGCACGUGCGAAUGCGCCAACGGUGGCGGGUACCUGUGUCGAUGCACUCCUCAUUAUACAGGACAAAAUUGUACAGAGCCGGAAAGUAAUUAUUUAAGCACCCAAGCUCUUGAUAUAAUGGUAAUCGUAGGCCCGAUCGUGGGCUGUCUCCUCCUGAUUGCCAUUGCAUCCCUUAUAGCGCUCUUCAUGAUGGCAAGGAAAAAACGUGCGACACGUGGCACAUACAGUCCGAGUGCUCAGGAGUUUAGCAAUCCGAGAGUGGAGAUGGAUAAUGUAAUGAAGCCUCCACCGGAGGAGAGAUUGAUUUAAUCGAAUGCCAGCCGGAAGGAUGUAAUUAGGUAAUGCGAGUGAAUUUCGAUAUGUGGAAGUUACUUUUUGAAAGAGCAAAUUCUAUUGUGAGCGAAAGAGAGGUAACGGGAGAAUUAAAUGGUACAAUUUCUUUUUCUAAAGUUAAAUUUAUAAUCAAUCUAUUUAAUUAUAAAUUUCUUUGCUCACGAUUGCUUAGCUGCGGAUUUAGUGUUUUACAAAUGCAAAUCUUUUCAUAUAUCGAAGGUUAUUUGUGUAGCCUAGUCUUCCGAAAAUGUGAUUCAUCAUUGCGAAGACUUUUGACUGAAAGCACGCAGAUCGCUCGACGAACAGCCAAGUCGUUGACGUGAAACAAUUACUGAUCGCGUCUUCUAGUCCUCGCUGUUUCGUCGUUACAAAAAAAAAUAGACAAAUUAGAAGGGGAGAAUUUAUUGUAAGAUUAAAUUUCAGAUUCUUUGAAGAUUUAUUAGAAAAUUUCCAUCGAGUCCUUUUACUUCGUUGUUUGUGAGAGAAUUGCAUAGGCAAUGAUUCUAAGAUUAAUAAUAAAUUUAAUAAUAAACAUUUUACGACAACGACACAUUUUUCGACAAUCCUUCCGAGAGAGGGUGAUUGUCAUUCAAGCGGAUUCGAAAACUUGGCAUUACGUUGAAAUCUAAGAAAGUCGACGUUUUGUUAGAGUGUCUCGGAGAAAGAACACAUUACGUGCAUGAAUUUAUAUUUAAAAAAUAAUAAACAUGAUUUCUUUAGUUGAAUUUGAGGGACCAAUGAAGAUGUUGUAAGAUUCGAGGAUUCGAGGAUUUAGAAAUUCAAUAAUUCUAAAGAUUCGACAAGUCCGAAAAGCGGAUAAGAACCAAAAAAUUAGAAAAUUAUAUAAAUUUAAGAAUUCUAUAAAUUGUAAGAAUAAAAAAAUAAGGGGAGAAAAUAUUUCAAUCAUCACAUAAUGCUCGAAUAAUAAGGUUUUAUCGAGUAAGAAAAUGAAAUCUAUGCUUCUCUUUCUCUGGGAUACCCUGUAAAUAAUACGCGUAAAAUAAAUCACGUAGGUAGAUUAUAAUAAAGUGUACUUAAAGCUCUCAAAAGUGUCCUUAAGACGUUAAGCAAUACUCGAAGGAGGCGAAUCCGAGCAAACAGACCCGUCCAUUUUAGUGCCUAAUCUAUACUCUACUUAAAAAGAUAUUAUUUAUAAGCUGCGAUGCAUGCAAUAUCGGUGGACGAAACGAAACAGAGGAAGCAAGUAGGACGUUUCCAAAAAAAGCAUACGACUUAAACACAUGAGAGAUCUCGAGAAUAAUGCAUAAUGUUCUUACGCUUGCAAAAGAAUGGGUGAAUUAAAAGAAAUUUUAUUUGUCCCGAUUUUCAUUAAUUCACUUUCGAUUCCUAUCUCAUUUUUAAUAUCAUUUACUGUUUGCUUUUAUUAAACUUGUCAUAAUCUAUUCUAUUUCACUUUUAUCGUAGUUGUUUCGAUUUUAGUUAGAUCUUUUAUUAAUUGAAUUGCAAUAAAAUUCUCUUUUAAUUUGCCUAUCUUCGCAGGAAUUAUAUACGUUAAGUAUUAAAUAUCGUCAGACAGCGACACAUAUUCCGACUUACUGUAAAAAACCGUCGAUACUGUCGAGCGUUUCCGAUGUCAACGUAAGAAAGGAAAAUUCUGAACGCGCAUGGAAAAACUCGCAUUAUUGCGCGCCUGUUAAUUCUGUACAUAGACAUAGCUCGUAAGCCGAAAAGAUUAUUAACGACUUUAUCAUAUUUAGGAUUUUAUAUGAUUAUUAGAUAUUUAACAAUAACGAACGUAUUAAUCGAUACGUACUUAUACUACCACGACCAAAGUAGCGACGAGGCGAUAUUUUAUGUUAUAAGAUUUUACUCUGUAAAAAUCAUCUUGCAACUUUAUAA